This is a messenger RNA of Solenopsis invicta (red fire ant), 414 nucleotides long. RefSeq lists its product as uncharacterized. The transcript has 2 exons. Lineage: Eukaryota; Metazoa; Arthropoda; Insecta; Hymenoptera; Formicidae. Bases 28 to 414 code for a protein of 128 amino acids. The record is from RefSeq and is a predicted model, not a curated record.
UUCAUACUAGUGAUUAAACGUCAGUCUAUGUUUGUAGUUCAUUCGAGAAAGAUGCAGAAAGCUCGAAACGUUGGUGGCCUGUUUAUUUUAGUUUUUGCAUUUUUAUUAGAUAAUUGGUUUACAAACAUUAAUGCAUAUUCGACGCAGCUUAUCAAUUCUUGGACAAGACCACCACCAAUUUCAUCGAAACUGAUGAAAACAAGAAGGACCAAUUCUGGGACGACUAUUAGUUACAGACUUGAUUCAUGGUCUCAAUACGAUAAUCCUGAAGAAGGUACAAAACGAGAAGGGGAUAUACAUCGGCCAUUGAAAUCGAGAAAAACCAUUACAACGUAUAAAACUUUACUGUGGCCCAAUGGUAUCGUGAAUUACUAUGUACAUUCGUCUAUAGGUAAGACAUUUCUGCAAUUCUAA